Molecule: messenger RNA, 2079 nt
Organism: Mixia osmundae IAM 14324
Lineage: Eukaryota; Fungi; Basidiomycota; Mixiomycetes; Mixiales; Mixiaceae
Exons: 5
Coding region: 8-2056 (682 amino acids)
Biological process (GO): regulation of transcription by RNA polymerase II
Cellular component (GO): SWI/SNF complex; nucleus
Source: RefSeq, a predicted model, not a curated record
AGGCGACAUGCAAAACUAUUCGGCCAUAGCCCCCUCCGGUGGCUAUGCGGGCUACCAGCAACCCCACCAAGCUCAACAGCAGCAGCAGCAGACCUACCCAAACCCCGGUCAGCCCGGCAUACCGCGACAUGGUCUAGCACAGGGCACGCCAUACUCUCAGCCUGCCUACAGUCAAGGCUACACGUCCCAAGCUCUCCUACAUGCGCAGCAGGCCCAACACGCUCAGCAGGCAGCAGCCGCACAAGCUCAGGCGCAGGCACAGCAGCAGGCCAUAGCUCAAGCGCGAGAGCGGGAGAUACUCGCGCGACAGCAACAAGCCGCAAGAGAUGCAGCCAUUGCAGAAGCGCACUCGAGACAACAGACUGCCUAUCUUGCUGCUCAGCAACAGCACGCUGCUUCUGCUCAAGGGCACCACGCCGCCAGUGCUGCCAGAGAGCAGGACAAGCGCAGGACGAGUCAGAUCGCCCUGUCGGCUGACUCUGAGGCCGUCCUACGCGCUGCAAAAAAGAGGAGACCUACAGAUCGUGCGCUCCCUCGCUUUGACGCCGCAAAGCUCGCAGAAUUAGACGACGGUCAAGAUGACUCUCAUUCCAUCUUUGCGCGCCAAUCAGACGGUCACCUCGCUGCACUCAGCAAUGCAUACGACCGACUGACAGAUCUAGAACGACGCCUCGACUGGACGCUCUCUCGUCAGCGCGUCGAGCUAGAAGAGCAACGGCAGCUUGCAGGCGGCGCUCUCUCGCUCGUGCCCAGCCUUCAUCGCACACUCCGCAUUAGGAUAAGCAACAGUCUACAAGACCAAGUCUGGCAAAUUGAUGACGCUAGACUCAAAGCCCAAGCAGAGCGUGCUGCUGAAUCAGUCGCGCCGCCUCCUGCGCCCAUGGCAGUAGAAUCAGAGACGACCGAUCAGGCCGCCGAAAACGGCGCUGAAGCAUCAACAGAAGCUGCAGGAAAGGCAGACGACGCUCCAAAGCCCGAAACGGCGUCGGUGUCCGAAGAAGCCAAGACGGGUCCUGCGGCAUCAGAUAUCUCGAAGCCCAAAGUCGAAGAAGUGAUACCCGUCGAUUUCUCCACGCAGCAAGGUAUCCCCAGGUGGACACUCAACAUAGCUGGAGAGGUUCUUACUACGAGCGAGUCGGGAGAGCUCUCCAAGGAUUCCACACGUCAUUUCUCCAAUCUAGUCUCGCAUAUCACAGUCGAUCUCGACAGACGAGAGCAUCUCUUCAACGGCUCCGGGCGAACAGAAUGGGCGCGUAGUAGUACACGCAACCCAGUCGAUGCCGUCAGAGUCAGUCGGACAGGUUCAGAGCCUUGCAAAGCCCGCAUUUCGCUCUACCUCACACCCUAUCCAGAGCGUGUCAAGGUACUGCCUGAGCUAGCUCGGCUGAUCAAUGUCUACCAAGACACGCGGCCUAAUUGUCUGACGGCGCUCUGGCUUUAUGUCAAGAGUGAGGGCCUGCCGAUGCCAGAAGACCAGCGGCGUAUACGGCUCAAUGAGCCUUUGAAAAGACUCUUCAACGAAUCAGAGUCUAUACCGUUUCACUUCUUGCAAGAAUUCCUCAACCGCUAUCUGUCCCAAUGCGACCCUGUCAUACUUGAAUAUGAAGUCGAUGUCAGCGAUCAGCAUGCGAGCAAAGAGCUUACCUUUGACAUCCCCGUCGAAGUCGAGAACCUGGCCGCAAAGAAGGUCGUUGUUGAUGUGGCAAACGAUCUCGAUCUCAAGUCUGUGAGCUCAGAAGCCAAGGUCAAAGAAAUCAUUGCAAUGGAUGAAAAGAUUGCAAUGCAGGCUGCGACGGCAAAGGCACAGAAGCAGAAGCGAGAUUUUGCAGCCGCCUUUGCUAGCAACCCGCAGCAGUUCAUGCAAGAUUGGAUCGCUUCGCAAGCCAGAGAUCUAGACACCUUGCUCGCCGGCGACAGAGGCACGGGCGCUUCACUUCUUGGUGGCUCGAGCCAUCUGGCAGAAGCGCGUCGACGUGCAGACUUUUACAAGACGGAUGAGAUCGACGAUGCGAUCAAUCUGCACCUCAGGCGGAGGGUCAGGCGUACACAGGGCUAAUCAUAAUGCAUACUGUGCGCCCU